This is a messenger RNA of Anthonomus grandis grandis, 2417 nucleotides long. RefSeq lists its product as uncharacterized. The record is from RefSeq and is a predicted model, not a curated record. Gene Ontology annotation, biological process: protein histidyl modification to diphthamide. Gene Ontology annotation, molecular function: diphthine-ammonia ligase activity. NCBI's taxonomy places the organism in Eukaryota, Metazoa, Arthropoda, Insecta, Coleoptera, Curculionidae. The transcript has 10 exons. Bases 310 to 2331 code for a protein of 673 amino acids.
UUGUGAAGAGUACAUAAUAUACAAUUUAUAAAUGUCAGACAGAAAAAAAAUCACCUCAAUUCAGGCAACAAUUAUUCUAAAAAAAGUUAAUAAAUAAUUGUAAGAUUAAUAUUCUUUGCAUUAGUUUCUUUAUAUAACCAAAAAAAUCACAUUAAAUUCUAUUUGAAAAAUUCCUAAUAAAAUUCAAUUUAAAUGGUAGCAAAACAAUGAAGAACUCGACAUUCAGAAACUCUCUACAGGUAGUUUAACCACUACAUCAAACUCUAGUCUUUGUACAUAUUAUUAAUUAGUGCAUAUACCUAAUCCAAGAUGCGCGUAGUAGCGUUAGUUAGCGGCGGAAAAGAUAGCACUUAUAAUAUGAUGCAGUGUAUAGCAGCGGGUCACGAGAUAGUUGCUUUAGCAAAUUUAGUACCUCAUAACAAAACCGAGAUCGAUAGUUAUAUGUACCAAAGUGUGGGUCAUGAAGCAAUUGAUUUAAUAGCUGAAGCAAUAGAUUUGCCACUUUUUAGAAAAGAAACGCUUGGAAUUUCAAAAAAAAGGGGCAAAACUUACGACCCUUGUGAAGAUGAUGAAGUUGAAGAUCUCUUUAUACUGCUCCAGGAGAUUCAACAAAAAAUUGAGUUUAAUGCGGUGUCCGUUGGUGCAAUUUUAAGUGAUUAUCAAAGAGUACGAGUUGAGAACGUUUGUGGAAGAUUGAAUCUAACCCCUUUGGCCUAUCUCUGGCAACGAAACCAGAGAGAAUUGCUUGAUGAAAUGAUAAAAUGUGAAGUUGAUGCCAUAAUAAUAAAGACGGCAUCUUUGGGUCUGGAACCUAAACAUCUGGGGCGCAGCUUAAGUUUAUUGCAACCCCACUUAUUUGCUAUGAACGAGAAAUAUGGCCUUAAUGUGUGUGGAGAAGGAGGAGAAUAUGAGACCAUGACUUUAGAUUGUCCACUCUUUAGCAGUAGGCUUGUUGUGGGCGAUUUUGAGACUGUGAUGCACCAUAAUGAUCCUAUAGCUCCUGUUGGAUUUCUCAAAUUGAAUUCACUGAGUUUGGAGUUUAAGUUGCCCGCCCUAGAUUUAAAAGACCGUUUAGACGGAUUACCACUAAAGGAUAGUUAUGGAUACGUUACUGAAAGCAAUGAAGACGAAACGUUUGAAAUAACCGAUGAUGAUCCAGAUUCGGAGCAUAGCGAAUCCGCUUUGGAAAGCGAUCUUCCCGAUAACCGCAAAUGCCUUAUUAAACAAAGUGCAAAAUUCGGUUUUAGUAAUGGAGGAUGGUUGUGGUUAGGAGGAAUUCAAGGAGACUCGGACAGCCCCGCUGACGCCUUGGAACAAGCCAUAAGUAAACUAAAGUUUAUGCUAAAAACCCACAGCCAUACACUGGAAGACGUAUGUGCAGUAACUUUAUACAUCAGCGACAUGUCCCAGUUUCUACAUUUAAAUGAGAUUUACGUAAAAAACUUUAACUUCGUUAACCCUCCAACAAGAGCGUGUGUCCAAGUUCCUAUCAAUUGCCCGGUUAUUAUGGAAGCUUUAUCCUGGAAGAAUAUAGAAAUCGGUGGUGACCCAGACAUAGAAAGGUAUACGUUGCAUGUUCAAAGCAUAUCACAUUGGGCACCUUGUAACAUAGGCCCAUACAGCCAAGCUACCAAAGUAGGAGAUUUUAUCAAUUUGGCUGGCCAGAUCGCUCUGGUGCCCGGUAAUUUACAGAUGGUAUCUGGUGGAAUUAAAGCGCAGUGCAAAUUGGUGGUUAGACACAUUGAUCGGAUUUUAAAGGCGGUUGAGAGCGGGGUUAAUGUGAGAGAUGUUGUUCAGGGCAUCUGUUACGUCGCCCAUAGUUCUUUUAUUGAGCCAGCUAGAAAACACUGGGAGGCCAAGACAAACAAUGCUAUAGUAGAAUAUGUAGUGGUCACGGGUUUACCAAGAGGAGCCUUAAUUGAAUGGCAUGUUUGGGCACACAAACACAACAAUCAAUUUGAGUAUGAAGAAAGAGGAAAAUGUAUUGACGAUUUCUCCAUUUCUCUUUAUCGACGUGUUAAUUAUGACCGAAAUGUGGCAGCUGUUGUGUGCCGUGUAGAAAGCAUAAAAACAGAAUUAGACCUUACAGUUUUUGAAGAGGCUUUGAAAUAUUCCAUAGAGAAACUGAAACAAAAUGAUGAUAACCAGUCAGCAUGCGCUUAUAACCUAAAAAUUUUCUUUUCGGUACUUAAAGUGGAGGAUGUUUGUCCAUUAAUUAAUGUAGUGCAAAAAACUGUUUGUGAACCGGAAUUAGUGUACACGUUUAUACCAGUAGUUAAACUGAAAAACACCAGCACCUUCUUAUCAAUCGUUGGAAUAAAAAUCCAAUGAGAUUGGUUUUAUUAAUUUUGCAGAAAAAAGACAGAAAUAUGUAUAUUUGUUAUAUUAUUUUGUUAAUAAAUUCAUUGUAUUUCAGA